AGUAUCGAUGUUAAGGAGCAGUUGGAAGGCGCCGGCGGAGCGGAGUAGAUUCUGGCUUCUAGCAGUUACGAGAAGAGAGAGGUUACCUAACUGAUAGCUUCUUAUUCUGGGCUUAUCUUCCACUUGGGAAAGAACUAUGUCAUGGAUCCAGAAAGGACAGUUGUCACUGUGGGAGCGGUUCUGUGCCAACAUCAUAAAGGCAGGCCCAAUACCCAAACACAUUGCAUUUAUAAUGGAUGGGAACCGUCGCUAUGCCAAGAAGUGCCAAAUGGAGUGUCAGGAAGGCCACUCACAGGGCUUCAACAAGCUGGCUGAGACUCUGCAGUGGUGUUUGAACCUGGGCAUUCGAGAGGUGACGGUGUACGCGUUCAGCAUUGAGAACUUCAAACGUUCCAAGAGUGAAGUAGACGGGUUAAUGGAUAUAGCCCGGCAGAAGUUCAGCCGCUUGCUGGAAGAACAGGAGAAACUGCAGAAGUACGGGGUAUGUAUCCGGGUCCUAGGUGAUCUGCAUUUGUUGCCCUUGGAUCUCCAGAAGCUGAUUGCACAAGCUAUGCAGGCCACCAAGAACUACAACCAGUGUUUCCUGAAUAUCUGCUUUGCAUACACGUCUCGUCAUGAGAUAAGCAAUGCUGUGAGAGAGAUGGCCUGGGGAGUGGAGCAGGGUCUGCUGGAUCCCAGUGAUGUCUCUGAGUCUCUGCUUGAUAAGUGCCUCUAUACUUGCCACUCUCCUAAUCCUGACAUCUUGAUACGGACUUCUGGGGAAGUGAGGCUCAGCGACUUCCUGCUCUGGCAGACCUCCCACUCCUGCAUCGUGUUCCAGCCUGUUCUGUGGCCAGAAUAUAUGUUUUGGAACCUCUGUGAAGCCAUCCUGCAGUUCCAGAUGAACCAGACCAUGCUUCAGCAGAAGGCCCGAGACAUGUAUGCAGAGGAACGGAAGAGGCAGCAGCUGGAGAGGGACCAGGCUGCAGUGACAGAGCAGCUGGUGCAAGAGGGGCUCCAGGCCAGUGGGGACGCCCAGCUCCGACGGACACGCUUGCACAAACUCUCAGCCAGAAGGGAAGAGCGAGUCCAAAGCUUCCUGCAGGCCUUGGAACUCAAGCGGGCAGACAGGCUGGCACAUCUGGGCACUGCAUCAGCCUGAGUGAGGCUGGCCUCCUACUUUGCCCUGCCCUCUGCCUCUAAGGCUCCACUCCCCUUUCUUUUCUUGAAGGGCACCUCCCUCCUGAUGAUGAAUUGUGUUCCCUUUGCUUGGCGGGAAGCCCCAGGGGCCAGUUUAUGCUGGUAAUAGAUACAUUUGUGUUGCCUGGAACAGUGACCCUUUGGGAGGGUUGAGGGUGAGUCUCCUACAGGUACACUAAAUACAACUCUCAUCACCAAUAGGUUUGGAGAGCAGGGAGCUCCACCUCUAAUGCUGCCUGCUCCUUCCACCUUUGCCACUUCUACCAGUGCUCCUAGAUGCACUUUCCCCCCUACCAGCACAACCUUCAACACACAAUUGUGGGGAAGAGGCCUCCCCCAAAUCCUCACUCUUUACCCAUCCAUCUUAGCCUUCCAUCCGACUUUCACAAAAGAUUUGGCUCCACCUCAGAUCUGCUGGUAAAAUAGCUAAUAGGCAGCCUGCGUCAUUUGGGCAAGGAAGGAGAGGGGAAGAUGGAAAGAAAAUUUGCCCAUCUGCUGAUCCUCCCCCUCGGCUCUCCACCUGGGAUUUGCUAUUGAAUCUCUACCCCCUCCCACCAGGCAGUGCUGAUUGCUCACUGAAAGGCUCAGCGCCCCCACUGGCGCAGAAGCCAGGCGGGUGAUUACAAUCCAAUUACCUAUUGUCGACUCAGCCCACACAAGCUUUCUUCCUUCUCUUGCAGGGCAUGGGGCCAGACUCCACUUCCCAGUAAGACCAGCCCCCUUAUGGCUCCAGAGUAAAAGAAGGGCUUAUAGGCCCUGGUUUAUCUAGUCCAGCACAGGCCUCUUUCCCUGGAACACAUCAGGACCAAGACCACGGAAAGAAGCAUUUCCCAACUGACUCUCCUGCCCUCACCAUCUCAGACUCUGCCUCCCACCUCCUCAGUCUUUGAGGCUUCUCUCAGCUUUUUGGCCUGGCCCCCCAAGUAGGCCUUACAGACUAUUUAUUCUCAGCAUGUCAGAGUGUCAGCUUGUGAGGGCCAUGGCUGCCCAGCAGGAAGAAGAAUGUUGAGUCAAGGGCUGUCCUUUCCCUUACCUCUCUCUGCCAGGCCUCACUGCAGAGCUGCUGAGAGGAUUAGUGCCUUUGAAGAGCUAUCUGCCUGAGCAACUCUGCUUCAGGUGCCCCAGAGCAGCAGGCACCAGCCAGUUAUACCAACCAAUGGCUACUCUUCAGUCUUUCCAUUUUACUUUCUGCAAACUGUUUCCCCAGCACCUCCCUCUAGGAGAGGGGUGGAGUCUUGAAAGCAGUGCUAAGGUAUACUUUUUAACCCCUGACUUUCCUAUACUCUAGUAUCCUCCCCACCUUCCUGUGCCUAGAUAUUUGGCACAAGAGAAUCAAGUUUAAAUGCCAGGCACUUCGAUUGAGAAGUGGAUCAAUGCACCCUUUGGCAACCCCCCCCUCACACCUGGCACAGGAUUCCCAGAGAGCAGGUGCUGUACAUUUUCCAGCUUUACAAUAGGGCUGUUGACAGCCUUAAUUAGGGAGGCAUGAAUUAUGGGGCUAUAAUGCAGAGCCCUACAAUUAAGGGAGUGAGGGGAUAGAGGCAGCAAACUGGAAUCUGCCUUGUGAGCAUGACAGUCUGCGUUUCCCCUAAUACGAUUUGGAUGCAGAAGUGAUUAAUGGGGCUGGUAUCUCUCUUUGGCCUGAGGUCCUGUAUUCUGGGAAAGAUACCAGGGUGAGAUAGGAAGGAGCUGCCCCAGGAGCACUGUAGAGGUGGAAAGGAGAAGCUGAGGGGCCUCUGAUGUGCAGGAGCAGAAGCUGCAAAUAGUUGAUUUGAACUCAUUGUGGUUGCUUUCUACCAAUAUGACUUGUACCGACCAGCUUCAAACCUUGCCUCAAUAAACUAGGUGGAACCUAUUUAAAUGUCCUCCCACCUGUGAGCCAAGCCCCCACUUGAGGAUAUUUAUCGUGUUGUGUUCUCCUGGGUGUCAAAUAGAAACUUAAGAAUUCUUAGAUGCAAAACUUGUUUGCUAACAGUGAGAUGGAAGAAUACCCUGUGUUGUUGCUGCAAUUGUC
Molossus molossus (Pallas's mastiff bat) is the source of this 3193-nucleotide messenger RNA. It is a transcript of the gene DHDDS, whose product is annotated as dehydrodolichyl diphosphate synthase subunit. Gene Ontology annotation, cellular component: endoplasmic reticulum; dehydrodolichyl diphosphate synthase complex. The record is from RefSeq and is a predicted model, not a curated record. Bases 137 to 1141 code for a protein of 334 amino acids. The transcript has 9 exons. Gene Ontology annotation, molecular function: ditrans,polycis-polyprenyl diphosphate synthase [(2E,6E)-farnesyl diphosphate specific] activity. NCBI's taxonomy places the organism in Eukaryota, Metazoa, Chordata, Mammalia, Chiroptera, Molossidae. Gene Ontology annotation, biological process: polyprenol biosynthetic process.